AUCGGGCGGCGGCUCCGCGCGCGGCCGAUUCGCCGGCCCGUGGCGAAUCUGCGGGGCCGGGGCCGGGCCGGGCCCUCCUCGUGCGCGCGCGCGUGGCGAAUCUGCGGGGCCGGCGCGCGGGCGGUGACUGAGCCACAGGAGGUGGAACAUGGCUGGACAAAUAUCAGAGUCUGAUCAGAUCAAGCAGUUCAAGGAGUUUCUUGGCACAUACAAUAAACUUACAGAAAACUGCUUUGUGGAUUGCAUAAAGGAUUUCACUAGCAGAGAUGUGAAACCAGAAGAGAUAACUUGCUCAGAAAACUGCCUGCAGAAGUAUCUAAAGAUGACACAGAGGAUCUCCAUGAGAUUCCAGGAGUACCACAUCCAGCAGAACGAGGCUCUGGCAGCCAAGGCAGGACUGCUCAGCCAACCUCGUUAGAGCAGAGCACUGUGCUCAGACUUAAGCUGUGCCAAGAACACAUUGGGGGACUCCUGCUGUCAGGAUAUGUGUCCAGCAGCUCAGAGCAGAGCUGUGGGUGCUGCUCAGGCAGUGGGAGCAGAAGGGUUAAACAGGAGCUCAGUCCUGAUGGCCUUGCAGUGGAGUUUGUUUCCACAAGGGAAUGAUGCAGAUACAUUUCCCAGGGCCUGCAGACUGGUGUCUGAAUUUCAGGGGUGGUGGGAGGGCUCACCUGCCUUUUGCUGAAACUGGUUGAGAUGAAUCAAUGUAAUGUGGGGAAUACACUUUUUUAUUUAAUUCCAAUAAAAUCAGCUGGAGCCAUA
Molecule: messenger RNA, 759 nt
Organism: Pyrgilauda ruficollis (rufous-necked snowfinch)
Lineage: Eukaryota; Metazoa; Chordata; Aves; Passeriformes; Passeridae
Gene: TIMM9
Product: translocase of inner mitochondrial membrane 9
Exons: 4
Coding region: 149-418 (89 amino acids)
Source: RefSeq, a predicted model, not a curated record